Cannabis sativa is the source of this 2445-nucleotide messenger RNA. Its product is annotated as CBL-interacting serine/threonine-protein kinase 14. The transcript has a single exon. Lineage: Eukaryota; Viridiplantae; Streptophyta; Magnoliopsida; Rosales; Cannabaceae. The coding region runs from base 593 to 1927 and encodes 444 amino acids. Gene Ontology annotation, biological process: signal transduction; protein phosphorylation. The record is from RefSeq and is a predicted model, not a curated record. Gene Ontology annotation, molecular function: ATP binding; protein kinase activity.
UAAACUAAUGAUUUAAUAUGUAAUUAAUUAAAAUCUUCUAGAAAAUAUGGCGGGAAAUCACGUUGAAUUUUCCUUCAAACUUUGUCCACUAUUUCAACCUACGUAAACUUAUAAAAAAAAACUCAAGGGCUAUUUUCGUAAUUAAACAAAAAAAAUAAAUACAGUCAAAAUACAUAUAUUUAUAAACUCAACUGUAUUAUAUUUUCCUUCUCCCAAAAAGAUAGCUUAAAUUAAAUACGAAUAUUAAUAAUAACCGUAUCUUGUUUUCAAUGUACACCUAAACACGUGGCUUACAUUACCACCGUCAUAACGGUAUUUUUUUAAGUAUAAAUCAAAAACGAUUACGUGUAACGCCGUUAAGCUUAUUUAACGGCGUUAAAACCAAAUUCCCCACUCUCCUUUAAAUACAAGCUUUAUGGGUUUGGCGUAGAGUAGCAGAGUUCCAACAUUUCCCCAAAAAAGAGAAAAAGAAAAGAAAUUUGGAUUAAUUGGAUUGACUGCUCCUUCUUCCAAUCCAUAUUCGAAUUUCAGAUUAUUUGAAUCCGAGAUUUUCCAUAUGCUUUGAGAAGAAUUUAUUAUUAUUAUUAUUAUUAUGCCGGAAUUAAGUGGAUUUGAUAUUACCGGCAACGGCGAUGUUUCAUCAUCGGAAAAGGUGUUGUUCGGGAAAUACGAGCUCGGAAAGCUUCUCGGCGUUGGAGCCUUCGCGAAGGUUUACCAUGCGAGAAAUAUUCAUACGGGACAGAGCGUGGCGAUCAAAUCGGUGAGCAAGACGAAGGUUGAGAAAGCGAGCUGCACGGCGCACGUUAAGAGAGAAAUCUCUAUCAUGCGCCAGCUUCACCACCCUAACAUCGUGAAGCUUCUAGAAGUUAUGGCUUCGAAGACGAAGAUCUAUUUCGUUAUGGAGUUCGCUAAAGGAGGAGAGCUUUUCACGAAGGUAGCGAAAGGAAGAUUCAGCGAAGAUCUCAGCCGUAGGUAUUUCCAACAAUUGAUCUCAGCCGUCGGUUACUGCCACUCGCGUGGCGUAUUCCACCGCGAUCUGAAACCCGAGAAUCUCCUCCUCGACGAGAAUUGGGAACUUAAAGUCUCGGAUUUCGGGUUAAGUGCGGUUUCGGAUUCGAUCCAAUCCGAUGGGUUGCUCCACACGCUUUGCGGUACACCUGCUUACGUGGCACCAGAGAUUCUCUCAAAGAAAGGUUACGAUGGUGCCAAGGUGGACGUUUGGACAUGUGGCAUAAUCCUAUUCGUUCUCACCUCGGGUUAUUUGCCGUUUAACGAUCCUAACUUAAUGGUGAUGUACCGGAAAAUUUACAAGGGAGAAUUUCGGUACCCGAAGUGGACCCCACCCGAUUUAAAACGGUUUAUUUCUCGGUUACUUGAUAUAAACCCGAAGACGAGAAUAACCGUAGAUGAAAUAAUCAAGGACCCUUGGUUCAAAAAGGGCUAUAGAGAAAGAAAAUUUCACAUGGAGGACUUAUCAGCAAAAGAUUAUUUUAUGGGAACCGGAGAGAAUAACAUCAAUAAUAUUAAGAGCUUUAAUGCUUUUGAUAUAAUAUCACUUUCCUCCGGUUUCAAUCUCUCCGGUUUGUUCAGUGAUUCCGACGAUGUAUCGGAAAGCGAGGAGCGUUUCGUGUCGGCGGAGACUCCCCGGAGAGUGGUGGAGAGAGUGGAAGAGGUGGCUAGAGGGGCAAAUUUGAGUGUGAAGAGGAAUAAUAAUGAUGAUGAUUGGUGGGCUAAAUUAGAAGGGUAUAAUGGUAAUUUCGUAGCGAGAUUGGAGGUACACCGGUUAACGGAAGAACUGGUUUUGGUUGAGUUUAAGUUGAGGGAAAGAGAAGUUGGAAUACUUGGCUUAAAAAUUUGGAAAAAUAAGCUGAGACCUAAACUUGAAGAUUUGGUUUGUCAACCGGAACAGUCGGUCACCGGUAACUAAUUAAGGUUAUAUUAGUCAUAAAUCAUAAUUAGAGAUUACUCAACAAAAAAAAAAAAAAACUCAUCAACCACUGUUUAUAUUAUUUUUAAUUUUAUUUUCAGCUCCUGUAAAUAUAAUAUAUUAAUAAUCCGGGUUUACUUAUUUUUAUUAGUUUUUUCCCGGAAUUAAUAUUACUCAAAAUUUAGAAAAAAAAAAAAAAAAGUUAGGUGGAAAAUUGUAAGGGCAUUGCUAUUAGUACUUAGUAGUGUAAUUAAAGUCGGUCCUGAAAUUGGGUGGAACUUAAAAAAAAAAAUAUUAGUCCCUUUAUUGAAAAAUAUGUGCUAUUUUCAAAAAUAUUAAUCUCUUAGAAAAUUAUUUUUUGGGGUCUGAGUUUGGUGGGCUUUAGGUGCGAGCCUAGCUCGGUCUUGUGCCUAGCAUCAUUCAUAUGAUAUUGUACUAAUAGCGAUAUGAUACCUUGGCUAGUAUCAUAUAGCAUUUCUCAAAUUGUAAACGAAUAUAAAUAAAUUUUAGUUCUUUUC